Messenger RNA from Aspergillus aculeatinus CBS 121060, 958 nucleotides. RefSeq names its product putative alanine--tRNA ligase. Gene Ontology annotation, biological process: alanyl-tRNA aminoacylation; regulation of translational fidelity. The transcript has a single exon. NCBI's taxonomy places the organism in Eukaryota, Fungi, Ascomycota, Eurotiomycetes, Eurotiales, Aspergillaceae. The record is from RefSeq and is a predicted model, not a curated record. Gene Ontology annotation, molecular function: alanine-tRNA ligase activity; ATP binding; Ser-tRNA(Ala) deacylase activity. Bases 83 to 922 code for a protein of 279 amino acids.
AUUUCCAAGAACCUCAAUGCUAAGAACAGCUUUUGCUUCUCUGCGUUGUCCCCCUCCACUCACUACAGCACGAAACCUCACAAUGGGUUCUAACGCCCCGCGAACAUUCCUUGCCUACCAGCAUGACGCGAAACUCCACACGCUUGACACCACCGUAACAGCCGUGCUGCCCUUCUCUGCCCUCGAGGAAUCCAACCGCCUCCUCUUCAAGCAAGGCAACGAUGAAGACCACAUUGUCAUCACAGAGCAAACCAUCUUUCAUCCGCAAGGAGGCGGCCAGCCCUCCGACGUGGGAACCCUGAGUCACACCGCCACCGCCACCAAAUUCACCGUCACAGCCGUGCGGAUGGGCCAAGCCCCCCGCGAUGGCCAGGUCCUCCACCUCGGCCGGUUCGAGGCAGCCGCCGCCGGCACGGACGCAAUUUUCAAAGCCGGAGACUCGAUCCAGCAGGCGAUCGACACCGAGAAGCGGCUCCUGUACUCGCGCCUGCACACUGCGGGCCACGUGCUCGGCUCCGCGGUGCGCCAUCUCCUCGAGAACGAGGUUGCGGACUUCGACGAAUUGAAGGCCUCGCAUUUUCCCGACCUGGCCAACUGCGAGUUCCGGGGCCUAAUUGACGGGAAGUGGAAGGAGCCCAUCCAGGGCAAGGUGGAUGAGUUUCUGGCGGCCAAGCUGCCGGUGCAGGUGGAGUGGUGGGAUGAGGAGGACUUUCGGGUGCAGGGGCUGGAGAGGCUGAUCCCCGAUCGGGAGGCGCUGGGAGUUCCUGCUGGGGAGAAGUUUCGCGUCGUGCAUAUUGUCGGCGCGGAGGUCUACCCGUGUGGCGGGACGCAUGUCGAGACAACGGAUCUGUGUGGGCCCACGAAGGUGCGCAAGAUUUCGAGGAGUAAGGGGAUUUCGAAGAUUAGCUAUGCGGUGGAGUGAAAUGUUUGCAUUCUGUAGAAGGCGAUAAAAUUGGAG